UCCACCAAUCUCCCAAUCUCCUCCCCGCACAAAUCUCUCCGCCUCCCCCUCCCCCCACCCCCUCCCCCACCCCCCCGCCGCAUUGCUCCCCGUGCACCGCCGGACCCGACUUGCCUCCGACGCCGGCGAGACGGCGCGCAGGAAGAGCGGGCGGGCGGCGGCGGCGGCGGACAAGGAGGAGGAGAUCGAGCGCGGCGGGGUAGCAUGUGCGACCUCGUGGCCCGCACGGGUCGCCACCAGCAACGCUACGAGGACGGGCGGCGGCUCGUCGCCGGGUGCAUACCAUUCAGGUAUAGAGUUGAUGAAACUUCUGGUGAUGAACAGAAGAAAGCCGUUGAGGUUCUCAUGAUAAACUCCCAAAGCGGACCAGGUUUAUUGUUUCCAAAGGGAGGAUGGGAGAAUGAUGAAACUGUUGAACAAGCAGCUGCUCGAGAAGCUAUAGAAGAAGCUGGAGUUCGAGGAGAUAUAGUGCAAUUUCUAGGUUUCUACGAUUUCAAGAGCAAGACGCAUCAAGACGCGUGCUGCCCCGAGGGCAUGUGCAGAGCGGCGGUGUUUGCGCUGCACGUGAAGGAGGAGCUGGCCUCAUGGCCCGAGCAGAGCACCCGCCGGAGGACUUGGCUGACGGUCCCUGAAGCCACGUCACAAUGUCGGUAUCAGUGGAUGCAAGAGGCCUUGCUGACGGGCUUCUCCGAGUGGCAUGACAACUGGAGCAAAAGCGACGGCGGGGGCGGCGGCAACCCGGUCUAAACGCUCCCUCUCUCGCUUUCCGCCUGUUCUUCCUCCCUAGGCCCCAACCUUGCACGCAAAUUGCAAUAAUACAGUGUGGUGCUUUUACUUGAUGAUGCCUAGUAGGUGGUCAUUGACCCUUGGUUCCUGGGAUUGAAGUCUUUAGCAUAGUGGUAUAUCUCAUCGAAGACGAGAAUUAUCACAAAUUUUAAGUGCCUGAUUCUCGCGGCGUCAUAUUAUUUCUCGAAAUUCAGCUUGAUUUUGAUUCCUUGCUCCUGAUUCUGGGGAUGCAUACCGCAAUGUAUUUACCAGACCUGAAAAUUGAAAAGUGUACUUGACUCGA
Molecule: messenger RNA, 1069 nt
Organism: Hordeum vulgare subsp. vulgare (domesticated barley)
Lineage: Eukaryota; Viridiplantae; Streptophyta; Magnoliopsida; Poales; Poaceae
Product: nudix hydrolase 16, mitochondrial
Exons: 4
Coding region: 205-747 (180 amino acids)
Cellular component (GO): cytoplasm; nucleus
Molecular function (GO): pyrophosphatase activity
Source: RefSeq, a predicted model, not a curated record